ACAGUCACACACCCUUCUGAUUUUUUAUUUAUUUUUUUGUUUUUAGGUAAGAGAAGAUCAAGAAGAAGAAGAAGGUGCAAAAAUGGCGUCGGCGUUGAGAGCAGCAAUCCUAGGGCACCUACGAGUCCCCGUGGUGGCUAACGGAUCCAAGCUUCUCACUCCUCUAUGGACCACAUCCGUUCGUUCAAUGUCAUCUCACGAUGAUCAUCUCGAAAAGACUCAAGUCAUUGAUAGAAUCCUCGAUAUCGUCAAGAGCUUCCCUAAAGUCGAUCCUUCUAAGGUGACUCCUGAUGUUCAUUUCCAGAAGGAUUUGGGGUUGGACAGCUUAGAUAAUGUGGAGAUAAUAAUGGCCAUUGAAGAGGAGUUUAAGUUGGAGAUUCCUGACAAAGAAGCUGAUAAGAUUGACUCGUGUGCCCUUGCAAUUGAGUAUGUAUAUAAUCAUCCAUUGGCUAGCUAAAACCUUAGAAAAGUUUCCAGCAUUGAUCUGUUUUUUGGUUUCAAUUUGUGUUGUGAUGCUUGCUUUUACUGUAUAAGUUGAAGUCAACCUUAAUUUGACCAGGAAAAUAAUUAGAAGCAUUUGUGACUUCAUCAUCAUACUUGCAUGUUUGUUAACUGAAAUUAUAUCAUGGUUUUGGUAAUGCUUUUGCUUUUUGCUUGCA
This is a messenger RNA of Helianthus annuus (common sunflower), 659 nucleotides long. Its product is annotated as acyl carrier protein 1, mitochondrial-like. The record is from RefSeq and is a predicted model, not a curated record. The coding region runs from base 83 to 457 and encodes 124 amino acids. Gene Ontology annotation, molecular function: acyl binding; acyl carrier activity. NCBI's taxonomy places the organism in Eukaryota, Viridiplantae, Streptophyta, Magnoliopsida, Asterales, Asteraceae. Gene Ontology annotation, cellular component: mitochondrion. The transcript is spliced from 2 exons. Gene Ontology annotation, biological process: fatty acid biosynthetic process.